AAAUAAUCUCUCUAAUCUGUACGUAUGAAUUUUUAUUAUAUUGGUGUAGGUAGCAUAUGGCUUACCGGCAAUUUUUGUAUAUUAAUUUAUACCUAUUCUAUAUCAUAAACCAGAAUGUAUUAUUAAUCAUACCGAAAUUAUUUGCACAAGUGUAAAUUGCAACAAUCAUCAAAAAACGACAUCAUCACUAAAAUCACGGUGUCGUAUAGCUGUCGUCUGUACCGAAAUGUCGGGUUUAAUAUUUAAUUCAAUUUUUAUAUGUUUUAUUAUAAAAAGUGCUACAGGUUUAGGUGAAAUAAUAUAUGCUAUUAAUGCCGGAGGACCUGCACAUACUGAUAUUUAUGGUAUACACUAUGAAAAAGACCCUUUACAAGGAAGAAUUGGUACUGCUUCUAAUUACGGAAAACAAUUGGUCAUGAUUGGUAGAGUAAAUCAAAAAGACGAAAUACUUUAUCAGACUGAAAGAUACCAUCAUAGCACAUUUGGCUACGACAUUCCAGCAAACAGAGACGGUGAUUAUGUACUAGUGUUGAAAUUCAGUGAAGUGUACUUUAAUGCACCCAAUAUGAAAGUUUUUGAUGUUGUAUUAAAUGGUGAUCAUACUAUAGUGGCAGAUUUAGACAUUUUUGACAAAGUUGGCAGGGGUGUUGCUCAUGAUGAAUACAUACCAUAUUCCAUUAAAAAUGGAAAAUUAUAUUACAAUGAGGAAGAAUCAGACAUAAGAGGAGGUAAAAUAAAAGUGGAAUUCAUCAAAGGUUACCGAGAUAAUCCAAAAAUUAAUGCCCUUUAUGUCAUGAGGGGUACAAUAGAUGAAGUUCCUAAAUUACCACCAUUAGUAUGGCCUGAGACUGAAGUGGAGGAACAAAGGGACGAAAUUGAAGAGAAGACCACUAAACCCCGGCGUGCUAGUGGGCCCAAACAACCUGACCCAUACUCUAUGGAUGAGAGUUCUGUACUUAUUCCAGUAUUCAUAACUAUUGGUGCAUUCAUUCCACUUUUGUUCUGUCUCUGUAAACUUUAAUAUGAUCAUUUGUUACUUCAUACUUUGUGUGUUUGUGUACUAUAGAGUCUGUUUCUUAUUUAUUAUGAUAUUGACAUUAAAAUUAAAAUUAUGCUCAAAUAAUAUACUUUUUGUGCACAUUAUAAAAUAAAACAAAAUUAAGUAUAAAGUAUCCCAUUCCAAUAAAAGUUUGAAAUCAAUAAUAUGCUAUUCACAUGCACAAAAAUGUAAAUAAAUAUUUUUUAGUUAUAAAA
Molecule: messenger RNA, 1254 nt
Organism: Galleria mellonella (greater wax moth)
Lineage: Eukaryota; Metazoa; Arthropoda; Insecta; Lepidoptera; Pyralidae
Product: malectin
Exons: 1
Coding region: 227-1021 (264 amino acids)
Cellular component (GO): membrane
Molecular function (GO): carbohydrate binding
Source: RefSeq, a predicted model, not a curated record